Myotis lucifugus (little brown bat) is the source of this 3008-nucleotide messenger RNA. RefSeq names its product component of oligomeric golgi complex 1 (gene COG1). The coding region runs from base 15 to 2954 and encodes 979 amino acids. Gene Ontology annotation, biological process: intra-Golgi vesicle-mediated transport. The record is from RefSeq and is a predicted model, not a curated record. The transcript has 15 exons. NCBI's taxonomy places the organism in Eukaryota, Metazoa, Chordata, Mammalia, Chiroptera, Vespertilionidae. Gene Ontology annotation, cellular component: Golgi apparatus; COG complex.
CUGACGGGUCCAUCAUGGCGGCCACGGCCACCUCCGCCGCGUUCAAGCGGCUGGAUCUGCGUGAACCCCGCGGGCGCUUUUUCGAAGACCCACGGAGCGGAAGGAGAUCCGAGGCCUGGAAGCGCCAGCUGAACCUAUCCACGUCGGUGCGCUCAGGUCAUUCCAAUCCGGUGAGCCCCAGCGAUCCCUCCUCCGACCGCCAAUUAGACCUGCGGUGGAAGGAUGCAGCCCCCGAGCACACCCUAAGGUUGGAGCAGCGUGUUGUGUUCUGUGUUCAGGGCGCGAGGCCACAGCCGGCCCGGGAGAAGUUCUACAGCAUGGCUGCCCAGAUCAAGCUCCUCUUAGAAAUCCCUGAGAAGAUCUGGAGCUCGAUGGAAGCCUCCCAGUACCUCCACGCCACACAGCUGUACCUGCUCUGCUGCCACCUGCACAGCCUGCUCCAGCUGGAUUCUUCCGGCUCCCGAUACAGCCCUGUCCUCUCCCGCUUCCCCAUACUCAUCCGGCAGGUGGCAGCGGCCAGCCACUUCCGGUCAACCAUUCUGCAUGAAAGCAAGAUGCUGCUCAAAUGCCAGGCUGGGUCAGACCAAGCAGUGGCGGAGGCCCUGUGCUCUAUAAUGCUCCUAGAAGAGAGUUCUCCUCGCCAAGCCCUGGCAGACUUCCUGUUGGCCAGAAAGGCAGCUAUUCAGAAACUCCUCAACCAGCCGCACCACGGUGCUGGUGUCAAGGCUCAGAUUUGCUCAUUAGUGGAGUUGCUGGCCACCACUUUGAACCAAGCGCAUGCUCUUUUCUACACUUUACCGGAAGGGCUGCUGCCAGACCCGUCCCUGCCAUGUGGCUUGCUCUUCUCAACUCUGGAGACCAUCACAGGCCAGCAUCCUACUGAAAAGGGCAUCGGCGUUCUCCAAGAAGAGAUGAAGCUCUGCAGCUGGUUCAAGCACCUGCCGGCAUCCAUUGUCGAGUUCCGGCCGGCUCUGCGGACCCUCGCACAUCCCAUCAGCCAGGAGUACCUAACCGACACGCUGCAGAAAUGGAUCCACAUGUGCAAGGAAGACAUUAAAAACGGGAUCACCAGCCUGCUCAUGUUCGUGAAGAGCAUGAAAGGCCUGGCGGGGAUCCGGGACGCCGUGUGGGAACUACUUACCAACGAGUCCACCAGUCGCAGCUGGGACGUGGUGUGCCGGCGGCUUCUGGAGAAGCCCCUCUUGUUGUGGGAGGAUUUGAUGCAGCAGCUGUUCCUUGACCGAUUACAGACGCUGACAAAAGAGGGCUUUGACUCUAUCUCCACGAGCUCUAGGCAGCUCCUCACCUCCGCCUUGCAGGAGCUCGAGAGCAACACCAGCAAGUCCGCUUCCAACAAGCACAUCCAAUUUGAGCACAACAUGUCUCUCUUCCUCUGGUCCGAGAGUCCCGGUGACCUGCCUCCCGACGCCGCCUGGGUCAGCGUGGCGAGCCGGGGCCCAUUUGGCGGCAGUGGGCUCUCCAUGAAAGCUCAAGCUGUCAGUCCUUGUGUACAAAACUUCUGUGCUGCCCUAGAUGCUAAACUGAAGGUGAAACUGGAUGACCUCCUGGCUUACCUUCCCUCUGACGACUCGUCACUGCCCAAAGAGGUCACCCCCGUGCAAGCCAAGAACUGUGCCUUUGACAGGUACGCAGACGCCGGGACUGUGCAGGAGAUGCUGCGGACUCACUCGGUGGCCUGCAUCAAGCACAUCACGGACUGCGUCCGGGCAGAGCUGCAGAGCAUCGAGGAAGCUGUGCGAGGCCAGCAGAAUGCCCUGGGCCGUGACAAGCUGCAUGCGGUCCUCUUCAUGGCCAGGCUCUGCCAGUCCCUGGGAGAACUGUGUCCUCACCUGAAGCAGUGCAUCCUGGGAAAGUCUGGGAGCUCUGAGAAACCAGCAAGGGAUUCCAGGGCUCUGAAAAAACAAGGAAAGGGGAAAACGGAGAAAGUCCUACCUACGCAGGCCCAGUGGCAGGAAGUGAAGGAGCUCCUCCUGCAGCAGAGUGUGAUGAGCUACCGGGUCUGGAGCUCGGCGGUGGUGCAAGUUUUAGCCCAUGGAUUUGCCCAGUCAUUACUUUUAGAUGAUGCUGGCUCAGUCCUGGCCACGGCCACCAGCUGGGAUGAACUAGAAAUUCAGGAGGAAGCGGAGUCUGGCAGCAGCAUCACAUCCAAGAUCCGACUCCCUGUCCAGGUAAGCCGGGGCCCCUGUCAGAGCCGGACUGAGACCUGCUCUGAGGAAAGGAAAGAGCUUAGAAAAUCACUAAUGGUCAGCUGCGAAAUUAAUCGGGUUGGAGGCCAUGCCUUGCCCAAGGUGACGCUGCAGGAGAUGCUGAAAAACUGUGUGGCUCAAGUAGUAGCUGCCUAUGAGAAACUCUCAGAAGGAAAAGAGACGAAGAGAGAAGGUGCAUUUCCAAUGACCCAGAACCGGGCACUGCAGCUGCUUUACGACCUGCGGUACCUCAGCACUGUGCUCACAGCCAAGGGUGAAGAGGUGAAAAGUGGCCGCAGCAAACAUGACUCCAGAAUUGAGAAAGUAACUGACUACUUGGAAGGACUCAUUGAUCCCUUUGACCUGGAUGUGUUCACACCACACCUCAACAGCAACCUCACACGCCUGGUGCAGCGAACUUCUGUUCUAUUUGGACUGGUUACUGGUACAGAGAAUCAGUUCACCCCCAGGAGCAGCACAUUCAACUCGCAAGAACCCCAUAACAUACUGCCGCUGGCAUCGAGUCAGAUCAGGUUUGGACUUCUUCCACUCAGCAUGACAAGCACUCGAAAGGCCAAAUCAACCAGCAGAAGCAUCGAAUCCAAAGCCCAGGUUGUCCCCCCGGCACUCUCCCGAGCAGAUGACCCGACGCAUCCUGGCUCCUUAUUCAGACAGUUUGUCAGUGAGGACGAAGACUCUACACCUUCCUUAUUCAAACUUGGUUGGCUCUCUAGUAUGACUAAGUAACAUGGGACCUGGCCAUCACUCUCUAAAUAAAUACUACUGCAUCAUUUCUACUAA